This is a messenger RNA of Neolamprologus brichardi, 1167 nucleotides long. The record is from RefSeq and is a predicted model, not a curated record. Lineage: Eukaryota; Metazoa; Chordata; Actinopteri; Cichliformes; Cichlidae.
UGUUGACUGAACAGUGAGAAUGGAGGAGAGGAGAGAACCCACGGGUGGUAAUUUUAAUGGUGGAUUUAAGGAAUUCAUUUGUGAAGAAGACUUCCACGAUGAAGAGCAUCCUCCUCAUCAUCAAUCUAACAGGCACCAAGUGUCCAUGUUCACUAUGAGUCCUGGGAGAAGUCACAGACUGGCUGCAGUGAGCCUGGCCCUACUCGCUGCUGUUUUGCUGAUAGUUGAUAUUGGCCUGGGAGUCCAUUAUAACAAACUCACAGACACUCACCUCACGCUCGAUGAUACCGAACGCAUCAGCAAAGAGCUCAUCAACCUCCAGGAUACUUACAAGACUGCAGUGGAAACCAUGAAGGAUGCCAGCAAGCAGCUGGACAGUGAGAUGAGCCGUCAGACACAAACCAACUGGGAGUUUGAACACCAGACAAAAAGAUGCAAUGACUAUAAAAGUCAGAUGGAAAAAAUCACAAAGGAAAUUGAAACUUCAAGAUCACGCUUGUCAAUGCAAAACGAUGGCUGCAAACACUGUCCUGCAGGAUGGAUUUUAAUGAACUCUGUAUGUUACUACUUCUCCUUGAAAUCAAAUGAAAUCAAAACAUGGAAGGAAUCCAGAGAUUUCUGUCAGCUGCAGGGAGGAGAUCUUAUAAUCAUAGACAGCCAAGACAAAGAGAACUUGACAGUAAAUUUCCUAAUAAAUCAUCAAGAUGCCUCCCAGCUCUCGACAGACUUCUGGAUCGGACUGAGUGAUUCCGAGGAGGAAGGGACUUGGAAAUGGUUGGAUGGAACAUUUCUUGUUCAAGGGUACUGGAAUGAUGGAGAGCCGACCAAUCUCAAUGAUGAAGACUGUGCAGCCUUGUAUCCCAGAGUAAACUUCUUCAAAGCUUGGAAUGAUGUUAGAUGUGGAGUCAGAAGGAAAUGGAUUUGUGAAAAAGCACCAGAAUCCAUGAGCUAAAAUGGCUAAUAAGGCAUACAGUCUUAGAUAUGUAAAUACUAUCACACAAAUCACUACAAGUAUUUAAUUAUCCAAUAUUCUUUAAAUCAUCCAAUUAACAUGUAUAAGGUGGUUUCACUUUGUCUUCACUUUGUUUUCUGUACCUCUCACUGUCUCUAUCGCUCUCUCUCACACACACGCACGCAUGCACACACAGAUCCUACUGAUUUUCACGC